Molecule: messenger RNA, 718 nt
Organism: Ipomoea triloba (trilobed morning glory)
Lineage: Eukaryota; Viridiplantae; Streptophyta; Magnoliopsida; Solanales; Convolvulaceae
Product: 30S ribosomal protein S17-like
Exons: 3
Coding region: 85-441 (118 amino acids)
Biological process (GO): translation
Cellular component (GO): ribosome
Molecular function (GO): structural constituent of ribosome
Source: RefSeq, a predicted model, not a curated record
GCAGGUGCCGCCGUGAGGUGUGGAAGCCGGAGGGGUUUAACAUUUAGCAGGGCGCUAAGCUAGGGUUUUAAGUGAACAGAAAAGAUGAAGCCGGUGGUGGGGACGGUGGUGUCGAAUAAGAUGCAGAAGUCGGUGGUGGUGGCGGUGGACCGCCUCUUCCACAACAAGAUCUACAACCGUUACGUCAAGCGCACUUCCAAGUUCAUGGCGCACGACGAGAAGGACGAGUGUAACAUCGGCGACCGCGUCAAAUUGGAUCCUUCCAGACCAUUGAGCAAGCAUAAGCACUGGAUUGUUUCUGAAAUUUUGAAGAGAGCAAGAAUCUACGUGCCUCCAUCUGCUGAAACCUUGGCAAAGGCAAAGGCAAACAUGAAGACUGAAGUAUCUGCCAAUGAUGAUUCAAAGAGAAAACCCGGUGUUUCAGCUCCAUCUUCAACCUAAGGUAUAUACAGCCAGGUAGCAAGGUGCCAAGGUCCAAAGAACCACACAAUUGCAUCAAGGAUGGAAGAAAAGAUCACAAAGCAUCUCUUUUGAAUAUCAAUAAAAUCCAAACUUGUACUCCGGCGAAUGCAUUCUUUGUUACAAAUUGUAUUUCUAGAUUCCAGUGCUGAAAUUAUAAUUAUGAAAAGUUGUUUCAGAUAUGUAGUUUAGUUUGGAAUUUGGAUAGUAAGAUUUUGAUGGCAUUUUUUGGCCCAUGUUUCAUUUUUGUUUUUUCAAA